AUGACUGGAUUGAAGACUGCCAACUACACACUCGCGAUCAAUAAUGGAUUGAAGGCAAUCCAUGAUUGUCACGUGCAGAUCGGCUGUGUCAUAGUUGAUGGAGGAACAGCACAAUUGGCUGCACUUACUGGUAAGGAUAAUUCCAUCCUUGCCUUAUCCAAGGUGCAAUGGAUGAAGGAAAUCAUUGUUGUACCCUGUAUUUGCCACAGGGUACACAAUGCUUAUAAGGCGGCAAUGAACCAUCCAGCAAUUUCACCAUUGAAGGAUCAAUUGCUGGAAGUUGCCGAAAUAUGCCGCCAGCAUGUCGAGGUUUUUGGAUCAAGAUGCCCAUCCAAUGUCGAAACAAGAUGG
Messenger RNA from Trichomonas vaginalis G3, 351 nucleotides. RefSeq lists its product as uncharacterized. The record is from RefSeq and is a predicted model, not a curated record. The transcript has a single exon. Lineage: Eukaryota; Parabasalia; Trichomonadida; Trichomonadidae. The annotation marks the transcript as partial.